Messenger RNA from Phytophthora megakarya, 336 nucleotides. The record is from the annotation of a GenBank genome assembly. Lineage: Eukaryota; Oomycota; Peronosporomycetes; Peronosporales; Peronosporaceae.
AUGUACGAGUAUCACGAUGUCCCCACGGCAGGACAUCCGGGACGUGACAAGAUGUAUUCUCUUCUCGCCCGAGACUUCUACUGGAACCACCAGUACAAGUGGGUUCGCAAGUACUCCGUUUCGAUGGACUUCGUGUUUGGUCUUUCGCGCGAUUCCAGGCGGAAGAUUGGUAUCGUGACCGUCGUUAACCGUUUCAGCAAGAUGACGGAAAAGCAAACCGAGCGCGUGAACCGCGUGCUCGUGGACUUGCUGAAAAGCUACGCCCAGUCGUUCCACAACUGGGAUGACUACUUGCGGAUGGCCGAGUUCGCCAUCAACAAUGCGGUGCAUGCCUGA